Molecule: messenger RNA, 348 nt
Organism: Symbiodinium sp. CCMP2592
Lineage: Eukaryota; Dinophyceae; Suessiales; Symbiodiniaceae
Source: the annotation of a GenBank genome assembly
AUGCCGGCACCUAUGUCGUGGCUCCAAAUCCGAGGCCGGAGCAGCAGAUGUCCCGAGGUCUCGGGGUGCUGUUAUGCCGGCACCUAUGUCGUGGUUCCAAAUCCGAGGCCGGAGCAGCAGAUGUCCCGAGGUCUCGGGGUGCUGUUAUGCCGGCACCUAUGUCGUGGUUCCAAAUCCGAGGUCAGCGGCCAGCUCUACGGCUCUGAGAUGGACUGGAGGGCCGAGGCCCCUCUCAGUGCCGCUCGUCCAGGGAGGCGCCGAAGCUCUUCGCUGGACUACGGCGGCGUUUGCUUCGGCGGCCGGCGCUUUGUUGGUGCAGCUCCAGGUGGCAGUCGCCGCAGCAAAUGA